Oncorhynchus keta (chum salmon) is the source of this 4486-nucleotide messenger RNA. It is a transcript of the gene acsbg2, whose product is annotated as acyl-CoA synthetase bubblegum family member 2. Gene Ontology annotation, cellular component: endoplasmic reticulum; membrane. NCBI's taxonomy places the organism in Eukaryota, Metazoa, Chordata, Actinopteri, Salmoniformes, Salmonidae. The transcript is spliced from 15 exons. The record is from RefSeq and is a predicted model, not a curated record. Gene Ontology annotation, molecular function: long-chain fatty acid-CoA ligase activity. The coding region runs from base 278 to 2521 and encodes 747 amino acids.
GCAGAUAAUCGUUGUCUGAAGGUCAAAAAGCAGUAGUAAUAAAUCAGGGUGCCAAAUGAACGGCUCUUUCACAGAUGUGAUUUGGUUUAAGACGUUAUAGAGCCGAAUAGAGCCGUUCGUUCUGCUUCUCAGUAGCUGGUGUGCACACCUGCAGGCUAGGCCAAGUAAACGGACUUCCUUUCCCUUAUGAACUCUUAAACAACUUCGGCGCUAAAGUUUGCAGCAGGAAAAAGUUGGCUUGUUUUGCAUUGACGUGAUUGUGUGUGAACCCGCUGCCAUGUCCACAGUCGUGGUAAUGGACCCCGCCAGGGACGCCAGCAACCUGCAGUCAUCCUGUGGCACCGGGGACAGCAUUGCUUCACUGGAUGAAGUCACUAUGGAUUCCACAGCCAAUGAGUCAUCAGAGGAGGAGUCAGCCGGUGAGAGGGAAGCGGAGACUGGGGCCAACACUGAGUUCACCAACAAUCCCACACACACACAGACAGUGAGUGCCCAGCGGCCAGACUCUCUGUCCCUGGCGGUGGCUAAGCCAGACUUGUGGACAUCGAGUGGUGACGGGGAGGUGAAGCUGAGGAUGGGGGAGUCAGGCUUUGCCUCUGAGCCCCCACUCACCGUAGACCAGAUGUUUAAGACUGCUGUGGAGAGGUUUGGCAGCUACACUGCCCUGGGCUGGAAGGAGGGAGAGCAGACCAAGACAAUCAACUACCAGGAGUACUACCAGGCCUGCCGCACCGCUGCCAAAAGCUUCCUCAAGCUUGGCUUGGAGCGCUACCAUGGGGUUGGCAUUCUGGGCUUUAACUCUGCUGAGUGGUUCAUUUCUGACAUUGCUUCCAUUUUGGCUGGUGGGUUUGCAGUGGGCAUCUACACCACAAACUCCCCAGAUGCUUGCCAGUAUGUAGCAGAGAACUGCAAGGCCAACAUCAUUGUGGUGGAGAAUCACAAGCAGCUGCAGAAGAUCCUACAGGUUCAAGACAAGCUGCCACACUUGAAAGCCAUUAUCCAGUACAAAGAUGCACUUAAAGAGAAGAGACCAAACCUCUACACGUGGACUGAGUUUAUGGAGCUGGGCCGCGAUGAGCCCGACACAAAGCUGGAUGAUAUCAUCACUAUCCAGAAGCCCAACCAGUGCUGCACACUGAUCUACACUUCAGGUACCACAGGCCAGCCCAAAGGAGUGAUGCUCAGCCACGACAAUCUGACAUGGACAGCGUUCGCAGUAGGCCGCUAUGUCCGGCUGGCAGAAGCCACCAAGUCUCAGGAGAUUGUGGUCAGCUACCUGCCCCUCAGCCACAUCGCUGCUCAGAUGGUGGACAUCUGGGUCACCAUGAAGGUCGGAGGGGCAACAUACUUCGCCCAGCCAGACGCACUGAAGGGCUCCCUGGUUAACACAAUGAGAGAGGUGCGUCCCACAGCCUUCAUGGGCGUACCACGUGUCUGGGAGAAGAUGCAGGAGAAGAUGAAGUCCGUCGGGGCCAAGUCGUCCACCGUGCGCAGAAAGGUGGCAGUCUGGGCCAAAGGAGUGGGUCUGCAGACCAACCUCAGCAAGAUGAACCAGAAUGGAGCUAUGGCGAGGACGCCCAUAAACUACCGCUUGGCCAAGAAGCUGGUGUUCAAGAAGGUCCGUAAGGCUCUGGGUCUGGACCGCUGCACCAAGUGUUACACAGGCGCCGCCCCCAUCACCAAGGAUACCCUGGAGUUCUUCCUCAGCCUGGACAUCCCAGUGUACGAGCUGUACGGAAUGAGUGAGAGCACUGGACCUCACACCAUCUCUCUGCCCGACGCAUUCCGCCUCACCAGCGUUGGGAAGUUGAUCCCUGGUUGUGAGACUAAGAUUAACAAUCCUGACGAGGAGGGCAACGGGGAGAUCUGCUUCUGGGGACGCCACGUCUUCAUGGGCUACCUAAACCAGGCCGACAAGACCGAGGAUGCCCUGGACACUGAGGGCUGGCUGCAUUCUGGAGACCUGGGCAAACACGACGACAACGGCUUCCUCUUCAUCACUGGACGCAUCAAAGAGCUGAUCAUCACAGCGGGUGGAGAGAACAUCCCUCCAGUGCCAAUCGAGGAUGCUGUGAAGGAGGCCGUGCCGCUGGUUAGCAACGCCAUGCUCAUUGGAGACAAGAGGAAGUUCCUCGCCAUGCUGCUCACCAUUAAGUGCCAGGUGAACGGAGACACUGGUGCUCCUGAAGAUGAGCUGAUGCCCGAGGCCGUAGAGCUGUGCCGGAAGCUGGGCAGCAACGCCAUGCGAGUCUCAGAGAUCGCCGGUGGGCGUGACCCGGUCAUCUAUGCCGCUAUCCAGGAGGGUAUCAACCGCGUGAACGAGAAAGCCACCUCCAACGCCCAGCGCAUCCAGAAGUGGACCAUCCUAAACCAGGACUUCUCCAUCCCUGGGGGAGAGCUGGGCCCCACUAUGAAGCUGAAGAGGCCGGUGGUCAUGAAGAUGUACAAAGAGCAAGUAGAGAAUUUCUACAAGGAGGUGGUGACCCCAAGCACCCCUGAUAACUCCAUGCCCCCCAAAUAGGCCUGUGACAAAAAUACCCCUGCAGAGCAAUUCAGAGAAACACUACAAAAGACAUGCAGACAGAACAGUCUUAGACAACCACUCUUUGUUCAGUUCCUGUUUCUCUCCUGUGAACAUUUUUUGCUAGCUUCCUCCUUUCAUUAUUGGGUUUUGUUUACAUUUGUGGGUGUUGUAAAGAAAAUAUGUAUAAGGAAAACAUCCAUGAGAAGCCAUUGUAAGCCUUUAGGAUUUUUUAAAAAGAUGAGUUGUUGAUAUGCUGAUUUCAACUAUUUAUUUUGUAUUAUUGUGAUGAAGAACAAUAAUAUAUGAUAGAUGACGUACAGUUGUAUGUGAUGAGGCUUUGUGAAUUUACUGUGAUACUUGCAAAUAAAUGGCAUAGAAUCCAGAAAGUCCAUAGGACAUGGUAGAAUUUACUGUGAUACUUGCAUAGAAUCCAAAAAGUCCAUAGGACAUGGUAGAAUUUACUGUGAUACUUGCAUAGAAUCCAGAAAGUCUAUAGGACAUGGUAGAAUGUACUGUGAUACUUGCAUAGAAUCCAGAAAGUCUAUAGGACAUGGUAGAAUGUACUGUGAUACUUGCAUAGAAUCCAGAAAGUCUAUAGGACAUGGUAGUAGAAUUUUGGGGGAUAAGUGUUACUAUUUUUCUUUUUGCCAAAGUCAGAAAUGACUUGGGCCAAAUACACACAUUUGGAUGAUAAAUAAUUAUUACAUCCAGUGAUCCCUGGUCUGGAUUAAAAAUAAAAGAUAUGAAGUGAAGUGACAGGGAAAGAAAACACUGAACAUAUCAUUGUCCUAUUUAUUAUUGUUGUUUUUCUGUCUGGUUUGAGUUUUGAUGAAAGUGCGUCUAUCAUUGUGUAGUAGCUCCUAAAUCGUGCAGUUCUGCAAUAAAUACAAAAGACGAGCCCUGGGACGACCAAUGAAAAUUAAGUUGUAGAUUUAGUUGAUUGCUUGGCGCCAUAAGCACAUGGCACAAUGUUGAACUUCUGCACCUACCUUAUCUGAGACAGAGCAUCCAGAUCUUUAUGCUACAGAACCAUAUCAUUCAAGCCAUAUUAGUUUAGUCAUGUUUUAUAUCCAAUGAGUUUUACGGACUGAUCGUCUGUGACACAGCCUAGCAAUUGCCUGGUCUUGUUGGGAUGUUUUGUAACGAUUGUGUAAAAUUGCUGUGACCAUUUAAAUCCUGUAAAUAUGUUUUGCUUACAUUUCCUCUUCUCUGGUCUUUAUCAGAGAACGUGUUAGUCUACAGAUCAUCAGUCUUGUCUUGAAGUGUGAGAGCCACCACUUUCCUCAUGCAUACCAGCACAACGCAGUGUGAGAAAAGAUUUUGGUCCUUGCACCACUGAAUUUGUCUUUCUGAAAACCAGUUCAUGUUCUCUGGGGUAACUAAUCUAAACAAGAGAAUAUAGAGCAUUUCAAAAUAAGCAAUCUUACCUAAGACAGGUGUUGACUGGUGUUCACUCUUAUUACAUUGCAAGUACUCUCCCUAAACACACAUAUGCAUGCUGAGUGGAAUUGUGAAAACCAUGUAUCUCUGCUACCUGCUUGCUGUACAUGUUAGGAGAACUUGGACUUCUGUGUCUUAUUGCUGGGUGUGAAUUUUGGCCAUUUGUCAAACCUUAGUCAGUACUUGCUAAACAUACUCCCAUGUGCAUCGUAGUAGGAAGAAAUGAGUUUGAUUUGUGGUUAAGACUUUGGCUUCCAGUACCUUUUGAACAUUUAUCUUUUGAUGAAAUACUUGAAUUUGAAGAGAUGUUUAAAACAAAGUCACUAAUACGAAUGAAAUCCAAAGAUCCCAUUUGUAAAACAAUUGCCACUAACAUGCCAUUGUCUCAGAUGAAAGUGAGUAGGUCAAGCCCCUUGCAGUUUGCAGAGAUGUUAGAGUGCUUCCAUAUUCAGAGAGAAGCUCAACUGGAGACCCAUGUUGAUGUUCAGGAAGACCUGUAAAUAAACUAUUAGCUUACCAUGA